AUGCCACCAAAGAAGGUUGUGAAAGCCCCUGCCAAGGGCAAAAAGGUCUCCGCUCACCUUGCUGCCGCCGCCGCCGCCGCCACAGUCGUCGCCACUUGCGAGCCCCGUAACAUAUCCAAUCGCACGUUACAGUGCGAAGCCAAAGGCAUUCCGUGGUUUAUCGGAACCAUGCGGGAAAAUUUCAACCAGGCCCUCUGCCGUACACAGAAGGCCGUCGAGAGUGACGAGAAGUGGCAGGCCGCUAACCCUGCUCACAAAAAGGCCAUGGUCCAGGCUGCGCGCUCCCAAAAGGAGCAACAAGAGAGGGACCUAGGCUAUGAUUGGCAAGUUGCGGCAAGAAAUAUGGGCUUUCGGACCAAGGGCAAUAACUUUCUUUGGAAAGAGGGCUGUCCGAUUUACGGCACCGCAGGAGCCUCGGAUCCUACCGAGGAGGAGGAGGAGGAGGAGGAGGAAUUGCCUUUCUCUCUCCCAGACAACGAGCCAACAACCAAGAAACGCCGCCGGGACGACGAAGACGACGACGAAGACGACCCCAACGGGGAUUAUACCAAACGCGCGUUUAAGCUGCCGCCGUCUUCUCCGGUGCUCUGCGGUCUUCGAAGUUUAGAUCUCUGGUGCCGCCCUGCUCCACUCUGUUUUCCUUGGGUUAGUUUGAUACCCUCAAUCCACCUCAAUCCGUUCGAACAAUCAACAGGCAUGGUUUCUCAAGCUGUCGUUAGACUUUGCGCCACUCCGUGGCCGCCUGGUCACUUGUUUCCUCUGCUGUCGUACUUUUCGCCGCUCCUUUGCCUUCGGGCUCUUCAUAAAGCUGCCGGAGGGCGCAAUAUCUGGACUUGUUUGGUCGAAUAUCGCGAGCUGCAGGCUCAAAUCAAAUUAUUUCUCCGCUCUUCCAUCAUAUUCACACGUGCCAAGACUUCUUGA
Molecule: messenger RNA, 921 nt
Organism: Botrytis sinoallii
Lineage: Eukaryota; Fungi; Ascomycota; Leotiomycetes; Helotiales; Sclerotiniaceae
Exons: 9
Coding region: 1-921 (306 amino acids)
Source: RefSeq, a predicted model, not a curated record